AUGGCCGACUCCGACGGCGAGGCCUCUCCGGCGCGCCACCUCGCCAACACCUCCGUACAAUUUCUUCCUGAUCCUCCGACCAUGGACGAUAUCGACAUCACUCGCUUCAUCAAGUUCAAGCUCGACGCCGAGAUCGGCAACUACAACAUGUGGCGAAAGUUCUUCCUCUUCGUCCUCUCCAAGUUCGACGCCCGCGAUCACGUCGAGGAAGAGACGGAUCCGCAUCUCGCCGAUGCCGCAUGGCGCUCCGCCGACGUCGACAUCGUCAUCUGGAUCUACAUCACCAUCUCUGAUGAACUCCAGGACGUCAUCCUCAAGGCCGACAGCACCGCGUUCACCGCCUGGCGCGCCCUUGAACACUUCUUCACCGAGAACGCGGAAGGACGCGAGAUCCACCUCGACAAAGAAUUUCACAACAUCAAGCAGGGCGACAUGGGCGUGAUCGCCUACUGCCGCAAACUGAAGGGCGUUGCCGAUCAGCUCGGCGACGUGGGUGCACCGAUCACGGACAAGAAGCUCACGAUGCGGCUCAUCGACGGCCUAGACCGCCAGUCACGGCUUCAACUGGCCGAACAGAAGCUCAAAGCGGAGGAGGCGGAUCCACCCCAAGUCCUGCACGCCAACGCCAACAACACCGACGCCCCCGGCUUCCGUUUCAACGGAAACUGCUACGCCUGCGGCGUCCCCGAGCACAUGGCUCGGCACUACACCACCCGCGGCGGUGAUCGCAGUCAGAACAGCGGACGCGGCGGCGGCUCACAACAAGGACGCGGUGGCGGGCACCCCACCUACGGUGGCCAGAACAACUACGGCGGCCAAAACAGCUACGGCGGCGGCCAGAACAACUACGGCGGCCAGAACUACCGUGGCCGUGGUCGUGGACGCGGACACGGUGAUCACGGUGGGCGCGACGCCUACAACCCUGGCUACGGGCAUCAUCCGCAGCAGUAUGGGUCACCGCAGCCUGGCUACACUCCUCCAUCUCACCAGUGGGUGCCACCAAACGCCUCUGGCGUCCUCGGUGCUCGCCCUGGCAUGCCACAGCAUGUGUACCACACGGUCGCCCCCACUCCUGCGCCGCCCCUGCAGUCCGUGCUGAUGCCUCCCGCAGCUCACACGUACAACUACGCCGCCAUGUUCAACUCAGCACCAAGCAACACCGGAGGACUCCAUCCAGGCGGCGAAUGGGUGAUGGAUUCCGGCGCCACUACCCACGUCACCAACAACCAAGAAUUUGACCCCUUCGACUUAUUUGUGAAGGACCUAGCCAGUCGGAAAAUCCUUAUGCGCUCCAGCAGCAGCGGCGAGCUCUACCCCUUCUUCGGCGACAUCCACUCCUCUCCUGCAGCCCUGACGUGCAGUGUAUCUCUCCUCCAACCGAGAACGAAGCAUGUGGAGAUCGAUCUCCACUUUGUUCGUGAUCGGGUCACUCUUGGUGAGGUCAAGGUCCUGCAUGUCCCAUCAUCUUCCCAAUUUGCUGAUGUGUUCACGAAAGGAUUGCCAACCCCGGUGUUUCAAGAUUUCCGAUACAGUCUGAACAUCGUCCCUUCCGACGUUCAGCCUGAGGGGGGCUGUUGA
Lolium perenne is the source of this 1578-nucleotide messenger RNA. RefSeq lists its product as uncharacterized. The record is from RefSeq and is a predicted model, not a curated record. Lineage: Eukaryota; Viridiplantae; Streptophyta; Magnoliopsida; Poales; Poaceae.